Molecule: messenger RNA, 1288 nt
Organism: Megalobrama amblycephala (Wuchang bream)
Lineage: Eukaryota; Metazoa; Chordata; Actinopteri; Cypriniformes; Xenocyprididae
Gene: otos
Product: otospiralin
Exons: 4
Coding region: 107-376 (89 amino acids)
Biological process (GO): sensory perception of sound
Source: RefSeq, a predicted model, not a curated record
CUUUCCUGAACUUGGGGUCCAGUCUAUCCAGAACCUGUGAAGCACAAAAUCUUUUAGUUCUCAGAAACUGACGGACCUCGUAAUUGGUGCAGCAAAGGAGGGAAGGAUGAAGUGGAGUGUGCUUUUGGGGUUUUUCUUGCUGUGUUUUCUUGCUAAUCUCAGCAGUGCCAGAUUCAUUCCUGAAGGGGUACCCUAUGAAAGGCCCCCGGCUGUGCCCUACUGGUCAUAUUCCACCUCAGAUUUCUGGAACUAUGUGGAAUACUUCCGCAGCAUUGGGGCUUAUGACCAGAUCAAUGAAAUGGCCAGAACAUUCUUCGCCCAUCAGCAUCUGGGAGACACGCUGGGUUAUGAAGUGGCAGAGCAACACGAACACUAAGUGAAUAUCAUUAGUUGAGCAAUCAUAGUUUAGUUUGUGUCAGUAGAAAUUAAAGAUAACUACUGAAAUAUAACUUUAACAUUUAUAGCCUUAUAAUGAUGAAUCUUGUGUCAUAGUAGCCUACUACUAAUAAAAAUGCAUAAAGGUCUCACUGUUAAUGUUUCAUUGUAGUGUGAUUAACAGGGUGCAUGAUUAUGAUCUAUUAUACGACCAGUUGUAAAUAUAGGAAAUGUAAGAAAUAAACGAAAGUGUUAUCCUGAUGCACAGAAAUUAUUUUAAUACCAUCACUACAAAAAUCUGUGAGGACCAGUUCUCCAACCGAGCCAGUGGGACCCGUUUUCCAGCCGGUUACAUUUUGACGUAACAACAACUGGUGAUAUGAAGCCGCGAAUCGAUUCCUUUGAACAGUUCGUUGUAAAGAACCGGUUCGAUUCUUUUUACAACAUCAUGUGGUCCUUAGCGACUGGUGUGGCAUAUUUCAUGCUCUAACUAAACAUUCAAAUAAAACCACAUGUAGCCUCAUAUGGCUGUUGAUUACUGUUGUUUUUUAAUUAUCAUGCUGUUUAUUUUUUAUUAGGUAGGCUAAUAUAUUAAUAAGAGUUUUUGUUGUCAUGUGUAAUUGUAGCAGCCAUGGUUAAGCUCAUUAAUAAAUGUAUUCUAGUCAUUUAGAAAUACAGUUUGCAUUCAUGAACAUGUCCUGAAAACGUUUCCGCGAACGAAUCAUUCAAAUCGUGUUUGGAAACAGGUUCAUUUAAAAAGAUCCGACUCAAAAGAACAAUUCAUUCACGAAUCGGACAUCGCGAAUCGACACACCACCGGAAAGAGGAACACAACGAAGGGUUUGUUUUGGUGAAUGUUACAGAGAGCUGAAAAACACACAAUUUUAACAUUUAUUUAUCGCUGAUUUUUUUU